Molecule: messenger RNA, 2845 nt
Organism: Drosophila virilis
Lineage: Eukaryota; Metazoa; Arthropoda; Insecta; Diptera; Drosophilidae
Product: ribosomal protein S6 kinase-like 1
Biological process (GO): protein phosphorylation
Molecular function (GO): phosphatidylinositol binding; protein kinase activity; ATP binding
Source: RefSeq, a predicted model, not a curated record
ACCAUAUUUUCGCGAUAGUCCAUCACGAAUUGCAGGGCUGCCCAUUUGAAUUCGAGCCUAAAAUAAUCGUUCAAUUCCAAAAUUUGUAUAUUUUAUUGCAAAGUUUUAUUUAAACAAUUGCAGACCAAACUGUAUAGCCACAUAGGCACGUUUUAAUAUUAAGCAACUUCAAUGUGAGCGUUUUAAUUUCAUUUUAAAUACUUCCGAAAAUUAACAUUUUCGAAAAUGUUAAAGUUCAAAUUCUGUUAUUGUUAGCUGUUAUGCCUCCUACCCAUCCGUCAAGUUAAAGGAAACGAAAACAUGCCUUAAAAACGCGAAAACAUAAUUUGAACAAAUGAAAAUUAUGAAACUACGCAUCCUGAUACGUUUCACUUCCACCAGAAAUUGUAAUAAACAUGUUUAGAAAUCAGUUAACGGCGACAAGGAAAACCAUUCAGUUUUUACAGUAAUAUUUUGGUUGAAUCGCUAAACCAAAUCGGGGACUUCAUCUAAAAUGGCCCUCAAUUUGGGAGGCUGGAUACACAGUUUCACAGUGACCGACACGCAACAGCACAAAGGAGGCUACACUAUUUACAAGAUUACAUCGAUUGUCUUUCCCCGCUCGGUGCCGCAGGCAUUGACCUGCCUGGUUGUAUGGAAACGGUUUCAUGAGAUCAAGCGGCUGCACAGGGAGCUCAGUCGCCGGCACAAGAGCAUGCAGCUGCCGGGCAAGUUGCCGGAGCCAACCGACAGCAGUUAUUUUAAACGCUUCGAUGCGGAUGUGAUACAACGACGCAAGGACUAUAUACUAUUACUGCUGGAUUUUGCGGCACAGCAUCCGGCGCUGUACAAGUGCAACACUUUCACGCAGUUCUUUAGCGAAGCGCAAUCGCCAAAUGCAUCGCCGCUGCGCAAAUUGUAUGUGGAGCGCUCGCUCAAGUUGCCGGGCAGCGGGGCCAUAGCUGAAAUUCGCGAUAAACUCGAUUUGAACUACGAUCCGCAAGACACAUUGCCAAGCACAGAUAGCGACGCCAAUCAGCACCCGCAGCAUGAUACGAGCAUUGAGGCUAAGGAGAAACAGUCUAAGCGCGACUACACACGCCUACUCACGCCCAUGGCCUCCGUGGAGAGCGAGGAUAGCGAUUACAUCUAUGAGGCCGCCUUGGAGUUCAGUCAUGCCGUGCAGUCGGAAGUCAAUCUGGAGUAUGAAGACGCCCAUAAGCGUUACAAGCGGGGCGUGGAGCUGUUGCUCGUGGGCGCCAAGCAUGAUGCCAACGAGGAUCGCAAGUUUAUAGCCAAGGCCAAGAUAGCCAAGUAUUUGGCGCGUGCCGAUGAUAUCUAUGCUAACUUCUUGAGCUCCGACGCCGUCUGUAACAGACAUGGUAAAAGAAAACUGCAAUUUCAGCUCUCGCUGGACGAGGCGGACAACGUAUCGCAGCUGGAAUGUCCCUGGAAUCAGUUGGCCAAGUACAAGGUGCUGCAAGUGCUGGGUGAACGUGUCAUGCAGGUGCAGUGCAUCACACAGCCGCUGUCGCAGCCCGCGGUUGUCAUGAAGGGCAUCGAGAAGCCGGCGAGCAAUUCGCCAACGCAAAGCAUCUUUUUGCCACAACGUGUACCUUAUAUGUGCCAACUGCUGGCCUACUUUCAGUCGGACCAGAAGAUUUUCCUGUUGCUCAAGCAGGCGGAGGGCGGCCGCCUCUUUGACUAUAUACAAAGCUACACGCCCACCGCCAGCAAGUGCGGCGACUACGCCGAUCUAUUCCCAGCAGAGCAGCCUCUCACGACGGACAGCGAUGUCACCGACUUGCUGCGCAAUUCACAGCAGCUGCUCAGGUCCGUCUCGCAUACGCUGAGCACCUUGCAGGCGGGCACGCUCACACCCCGGCGACUGAAGACCGGAGCCAAACGUCUGCCCGAGGUCUGCCUGCGUCAAUGGGCCUGCGAGCUGGCCGUGGCUGUGCACAGUUUGCACGGCAAGGGUGUUAUAUUGCGCGAUCUGCACAUGGAAAACAUUUUGUUGGGGAAGUCGGGUCAAUUAAUGCUUACGUAUUUCUAUCAGAACGAGGGCCUCAGCUCCGAUGACAACUACGUGCACAAGGCGCUAAGUUUGGUAGCGCUCAACGAUCAUUUUGUGGCGCCGGAACGACCUCUAACAUUUCGCUCAGAUUGGUGGAGCUAUGGCAUGGUGCUCUACCAGCUGCUCCUGGGUGUGUCCUACAAAUCGAUGCAUCCCGGCCAGCUGGAGCUUUAUGGCUGUGUGCAAUAUCCUUCGGAUGCGUUGGACAUUUCGGACAAUGCUCGGGAUUUGCUGGAGCAACUGCUUCAACUGUCCCCGGAGCUGCGCUUGGACUACGAGCAGCUGCAGGCGCAUCCGUUUUUCGAUGGCAUCGAUUGGCAGAAAGUUCGGGAACAAGGUAAAACUUAAUCCUAGAUUAAAUUUUGUCAAAGUGUCGAAUUUGCAAUUUACCAAUUUUCUAUAAUUUAUUACUUCAAGUGUGCUUUAAUAAUUAUGUUAACAGUCUGAUAUGAAAUGUGGAACACAAAAGAACGUACGUUCCACAUAAUUAUCCAAAAAGAAGAGUCUCAAAAUAUUUGUUUUUUUUUUUGUUUAUUUUUUUCUGUUGAUUGUUUCGUUUUCACUUGUUUGGUACAAAAUAUGUUGCUUUAUUCUUUAAUAUAAAUGUAUUAUUAUUAACUCUAUGUAUAUAUACAUUGCAAAUUGUAAUUGUAUUUAGAUUCUAGGCAAACGAGCUAAACUUAUAUAUAUGAAAACUUGAAGCAGCUACUCGAAGCUCUAAAUUACAAAAGUAUGCAUAAGUAUUAACAUUAUACAAACAUACAAACACUUUAUUGUCUAACUACACAA